Molecule: messenger RNA, 3765 nt
Organism: Myotis davidii
Lineage: Eukaryota; Metazoa; Chordata; Mammalia; Chiroptera; Vespertilionidae
Gene: ENAH
Product: enabled homolog (Drosophila)
Exons: 16
Coding region: 66-1547 (493 amino acids)
Biological process (GO): actin polymerization or depolymerization; axon guidance; actin polymerization-dependent cell motility
Molecular function (GO): SH3 domain binding; profilin binding
Source: RefSeq, a predicted model, not a curated record
UCUGCAGGGUAGGUAUCCUCAUUAAUGAAUGCCCUCGCUGCUGGAGAAUACAAGGCUAGUGAGUGAUGGAACGCGGACCUGACCCCAGCAUGGUCUCACUUGCAUACCUUGAGCAGAGUAUCUGUCAGGCCAGAGCUGCUGUGAUGGUUUACGAUGAUGCCAACAAGAAGUGGGUGCCAGCUGGCGUGGUGGGCAGGAAGAUUCAGGACCAUCAGGUGGUGAUCAAUUGUGCCAUUCCUAAAGGGUUGAAGUACAAUCAAGCUACACAGACCUUCCACCAAUGGCGAGAUGCUAGACAGGUGUACGGUCUCAACUUUGGCAGCAAAGAGGAUGCCAAUGUCUUUGCAAGUGCCAUGAUGCAUGCCUUAGAAGUGUUGAAUUCACAGGAAACAGGGCCAACAUUGCCUAGACAAAAUUCACAGCUUCCUGCCCAAGUUCAGAAUGGCCCGUCACAAGAAGAAUUGGAAAUUCAAAGGAGGCAACUUCAAGAGCAGCAACGGCAGAAGGAGCUGGAGAGAGAAAGGAUGGAGAGGGAGAGGCUGGAGAGGGAGAGGUCCGAGAGGGAGAGGCUGGAGAGAGAGCGCCAGGAGCAGGAGCAGCUGGAGAGAGAGAGGCAGGACCGCCUGGAGCGGGAGAGGCAAGAGCGGGAGCGGCUGGAGAGACUGGACCGCGAGAGACAAGAGCGGGAGCGCCAGGAGCAGCUGGAGAGGGAACAGCUGGAAUGGGAGCGCGAGCGGAGAAUACCCGCCGCUGCUGCCCCUGCCUCUGUGGAGACUCCUCUAAACUCUGUGCUGGGAGACUCCUCUGCUUCUGAGCCAGGCUUGCAGGCAGCCCCUCAGCCGGCCGAGACGCCAGCCCCACCGGGCAUUGUCUUGGGACCACCUGCGCCUCCACCCCCUCCUCCGCUCCCACCAGGCCCUGCCCAGGCUCCAGGGGCGCCCCCUCCUCCCCCAGGACCGGAGCUUACCAUCUAUGUGUGUUUCGUUAAGAUGGAGGACGCCUCUUUCCCAAGCGGGGGCGGUACCGUUGGCGUGAAUUCGGCCUCGUCCAAAGCCGACACGGGUCGUGGGAACGGACCCCUUCCUCUCGGGGGCAGUGGUUUAAUGGAAGAAAUGAGUGCCCUGCUGGCCAGGAGGAGGAGAAUUGCCGAAAAGGGGUCAACAGUAGAAGCAGAGCAAAAAGAGGACAAAAGUGAGGACACGGAGCCCGUCAUUUCUAAAGCCUCUUCCACAAGUACCCCUGAACCAACAAGAAAACCGUGGGAAAGAACCAACACCAUGAACGGCAGCAAGUCUCCUGUGAUAUCCAGACGGGAUUCUUCGAGGAAAAAUCAGAUUGUUUUUGACAGCAGGUCCUGUGGUCCGUUACACAGACCCAAAUCCGCGCCCUCAUCGCAGCCCAGUGCCAACGGAGUCCAGGCCGAGGGACUAGACUACGACCGGCUGAAGCAGGACAUCCUAGAUGAAAUGAGGAAAGAACUCACCAAGCUAAAAGAGGAGCUCAUUGAUGCAAUCAGGCAGGAACUGAGCAAGGCCAACACCGCGUAGAGAAGCGAACUGCGGAGAGAGAGGACUUGAACCCGCAGGAGGAAAGACACACCGACCAACAGCGACGGCGAACCACGGGCCCUCCGUUUGUGAGCCGUGAGAAGGUGAUGGAGACGGUCGGAAGGGGGGGGGCGAGGGGGGCACCAACCUACUUUGAAAGCCUUCAGACACCAUGACUCCGGCGGCCAGCUAUUUCUCUCCCAGUUUGCUGCUUUACUCUGACCUUUUCAACGGGAUGGAAGAGCCGUGGAACGUUCCAGAAAAACGCUACAUAAAGCCCGCCAGGCAAGAUCGCCCGCCGCUCAUCGAAAUACUUUUUCCGGUCAAGAUCGGAUCUCACAUUUCCACAACCCAUGGCUUAAAACUAAAGAGGAGCGAGGCUUACAGAGGGUUUUUUUGCAGAGAGCGCUGAUGAAGAAUUCAGCAGGUCAUGCUAUUGUAUUGUACAUGUUUCUCUCAGGUUCGUCUUCCUAUCAUACUUAGUCCAUGAAUAUCGAGUGAGCCCCGUGUAGGUUUCGAUCGUCCAAGGUGGGACAAAACGGAAUAGCUGUGUGCUUUCGAGGGGUGAUCUCUCUCAAGAAAGCGUCCCAAAAAAACGACUUUGUCCGGCUGGAGGAGUUUCAGGAUGAUGGGAAGUCUCUCGCGUUAGCCUUUCACGCAAUUUUGUAGAUUUAAAACCUAAAAUCCGUUCCGGAAUUUAAGAGAUUUAAAUGCCUUCCUAAAUUGUUACAAUGCUUUUACCAAAUCGAUGACUCCGACAUCACACAAAGCAGUGGUCAAAUGUAAGACGAUAAUAUUGUAGAUUUUCCUGUAGGUUUUCGACCUUUUGUAGACUUCUGCAUGUGGACAUUUUUAUAAUGUAACGACUCAACCACCACAAGACGCGCUUUUUUAAAUUGCCAGACAGUAAUGCAUGUCACCGUUACUACGUAGUGGCCUUUUCAAGGCCUGGUCCCAGGGAAAAGGAAAAGAAAAAAACACAUUUUGUAGCAUCGAGGGGAGUGGGAGGGAGGGAAGGAAUAAUUUUUUUAUUUCAAGUUCAUCUCUGCGCUAUCUUUUUUUUUCUCGAUUACCUGCAUGAAAAAAUAACGGUGAGGACUCUCUCAUGGCUUUCAUUGGUUAAUAUGUAACAGAGCCAAGUACGCAAUCCUCUCCGUCACAUCUUCAGCGGUUUGUCUCUGGGCUUCGGGUGUUUCAAGGGUCUGACACACGAUUCUGCAGGUUCUACACGCUCCCGGCCACAGAGCUGCUUUGGGGAUUGUGUGUUGUUGAAUGACAAGCGCUGACGAUGGUGGCAGCAGUUAAGGUCGUGGAAAGCGUUGGGUGAGGGGCAGCCACCGAGGAGUUGGGCAUAAUUUUCUUUAUUAAUAAAUAAAGUGAGACUCGGGUGGCGGGAACGAGGAAUUAGUUCCUCUGCCUCCCAACUGUGCGUGCACAUGUGUGUUCGUGCGGGCACACGCGUGUGGUUGUAACCCACUCCCCCCCCCUUUUUUUUUUUGACAUUUUGUAAGAUUAAAAUAGGGCAGAAAUCCUAUCUGUUGCAAUGAUAGAUUUUUUUUUUUUUUUUUUUUUUUACAUUUAGGAAAUCAAAAGUCCUCUAGGCUCUCCACCCUGAUUCAUGCUUGAGUUGUUAUGUGCCAUAUUUGCUUUGAUGUCUUUGGUUAUCACUAAAAUGUUCCAGAAGGAAUAAUCCACCCGCUUUCUAGAUUUGGUCCAUCUCAGUCCGUAAGACGGGACUUGUCCAUAAUGGUAGCUGGCUGGGUGCGGCCGGUGUGCAGCGUUGUCACGGCUUGAAUGAGGUUUGAAUGAGGGAUUUUUUUUUUUCUUCUCCUUAUUAAAGUAGUUCUGUUUCUGUACAAACUUCCUUUUUAGGUUGAUCUGUGUUAGAUGAGCUACCAUAGUUCAAGUGCACAGUUCUCUUACUCUGUCCGCCCUCCAUUGUCAUGCAUUCGUAGUAAAGACAUUAAGGAUGCCACAAGCUUACAAAGUACUGUUUUCUUAAAGGCAUAGGAGGCAUUUUCACCUUUAUUAUUGUACCUUUUGGUUAUGUAAACACUCGUGAUCUGAACGCUUAUGUCCCCUAUCAAUCUGGUCGGAAGUAACUUGGGGUUUUGUUGGUUUAAGUUCAAUAGUCUACGCUAGGGCAGAGGACUGUGGGGUACGAGUGGUCCAGAGGAAGAUGAAAGACGACAAUAAAAUGCUAGCUCUGACAAGGAAA